Molecule: messenger RNA, 773 nt
Organism: Limulus polyphemus (Atlantic horseshoe crab)
Lineage: Eukaryota; Metazoa; Arthropoda; Merostomata; Xiphosura; Limulidae
Product: fasciclin-2-like
Exons: 4
Molecular function (GO): protein binding
Source: RefSeq, a predicted model, not a curated record
UUCCUCCUGAUUUGAGUGUAACAACAUCAACAAGUGUGAAGACUUGGAAAGACAAUCCAGUAAACUUAACAUGUUUAGCAGAUGCUAUUCCUAAUGCUACAAUUAGCUGGUGGUUGAGAAAUAACGAGAUUAGAAAGCAGAAUAAUUCUGCAUUCUACACCAUUCUUAGUACAGUUGCUAUUAGUAAGCUUUUGGUCAAACCAUCACUUACUCUACCAGGAGGUCGAGAUGUAUAUGGAACAUAUAAAUGUAAAGCUGAAAACAUGUAUGGUAUUGAUGAGAUUGAUAUAGAUCUAAAAGAAGCAUCAACUCCUGGACCAAUUCAGAAAAUACUGUUUGACAAAAUAACUGCAACAACAAUAGUGUUUAGUAUUGUUCCUCCUAUAGACGAUGGUGAGAUGCCAAUCAAAAAAUAUUUAAUGGAGUAUAAAGAAGACCAAAAAACAGAAAAUGAUAUAUAUAGUAAAGAAUGGAGUGAAGGACUUUCAUAUAUUGUUGAAAAUUUGGAACCAAGGACUUCAUAUCUCUUCCGGUUUUCUGCUAAAAAUGCAGUUGGUGUGGGACCCUGGAGUACUUGGCUGUCCAAAAAAAUGCCUCAGGAGUCAGUACCUGAUGCACCUUUCAUUAUUCAGCCAGGUGGAAACAUUAGCUAUUAUUCACAACACUAUGAAAUUCGCUGUAUUAUCCCUGCAGACAAUGGCAAGCACAUACUUUAUUUUGAGCUCAAAUACUUCAAGGUAAUGAACACAGGAAUAUAAUUAUGAAUCAGUUAU